ACGAAAAUACACGCUGGAGCCAUGAAUCAAACUCCGUCAUGUGACGGAGGGGAGGUGCUGGGCUGGCUCCCAGCCAGUGGUAGGAGCUGAUGGGUGGAACAAACGGGGCAUAAAAAGACUAAUAUGACUAACGGAUCCUGGAUGCGUGGUACCUCUAUUUGGAUCUACAGGAAUGUGGGCUCUGGCAGUUCUGCAGCUCUACCAGCCCUCUGCCUGACACUGGAACUGCUGCUCACAAAGUAGAAUCCUGCUGCUCUGUGGUAGGAAGGAUAGAGAAAGAACAUGGCCUGCAUUUUGAAGAGAAAGUCCAUUGUUGCUGUGAGUUUCAUUGCAGCUUUCCUCUGCCUAAUCAUAGUCCGUCUCACAAAUGAAGUAACUUUCCCUUUGAUCCUAAACUGCUUUGGACAAACCAGUGUCAAGUGGAUCCCAUUUUCUAAUGGCCAAAGGCAUCCUCUGAGAACUCACUAUGGAUAUAUAAACGUAAAAACGCAAGAGCCUCUGCAGCUUGACUGUGACCUCUGUGCCGUCGUUUCAAACUCGGGCCAGAUGGCUGGCCAGAAGGUGGGGACCGAGAUAGACAAGUCCUCCUGCAUAUGGAGGAUGAACAACGCUCCCACGAAGGGCUACGAGGAAGACGUGGGGAAAAGGACAACCAUCAGAGUGGUCUCUCACACCAGUGUGCCUCUCCUGCUCAAGAACCCCGAGUACUUUUUCAAAGAAACCAACAGCACUGUUUACGUGAUCUGGGGGCCUUUUCGGAACAUGAGGAAGGAUGGGAAUGGCAUCGUGUACAACAUGCUGAAGAAAACCGUUGACAGCUACCCCAGUGCCAAAAUCUACGUGACGACGGAGAAGCGCAUGAGUUACUGCGACGCGGUGUUCAAGAGGGAGACAGGAAAAGACCGAGUCCAGUCAGGUUCAUAUCUCAGUACGGGUUGGUUUACCUUAAUUUUGGCUAUGGAUGCCUGCUAUGGAAUUCACGUCUAUGGGAUGAUAAAUGACACCUACUGCAAGUCAGACGGCUUUCGUAAAGUUCCCUACCACUAUUACGAGCCAGGAAGAGAUGAGUGCGAGGAAUACUUUCUCCAUGAAAACGCUCCAUAUGGAGGCCAUAGGUUUAUCACGGAAAAGAAGGUGUUUGCUAAGUGGGCCAAGAAGCAAACAAUAAUAUUUACACAUCCCAACUGGACAGUGUCUUGAUACUGGUUUUCUUAACUCUCCCUUAACAGCAUAUUACAAAAAUGUCUCAGUUUACAAUAGUUUUGCUUACAUCUGGCUGGCCUUUCUCAGCCUGGGCAACACUAAACUAAAAACCAGAAGGCAAAGAGGGUGAUGGUUCAGCUGCUAAGCAAAAUUAAUCAUCUGUGGAAGGUAGACACAUUGUUUGUUACUUCUUAGGGUUUUACUCCACACUAUGCACUUUAUACUUUAACUGGAUUUUACUUCAAGGCAGGAGCAGUUAAACACAGAGGAGAUUUCCUCUAUAUACAGGUGCACACAGAGAACAUGGUGAUCCUUUGAAACUUGUCCAUCAUCUCAGAUAUUUAAAAUUAGUAUGUAUAGCUCAUUGACAGUACUGCAGCACUAGUUUCCUUUCUGGUAUUAGCAGAAAUUUUCAACAAGAGAAAUAUGAGGAAAAAAUAUAGACCUCCAAGGUCCAUAAGUCAGUAAAUUAAAAUAAAAAACAAACCAAAAUCAGCUGAAUGCAUUGAUACAUGUGAGCACUUGCAUAUAUGGUAAAAUUAGAGAUGAGCUAAACAUGGUUCUUGAACUGCUCACAACUCUUGCAUGAGAAGAUGCUGCUUGCUCAAGGCUCCUGAUUAAUUCAUAAGUUCUGAAAUGCAGCUUCCUUCUGCCUUGGUCAGGCUGCACCAUCUGGGACAAUGCAGUUUGUGAUUUUUGAAGCCAUUGUCCCUCUGUUUAGCUCCAGCAGCAUGGCACUCAGAAAAGACUGUGUUUUGCAGCCCACGGUGAACCUUUGGCUGUUGUACCAAGUCUGCUGUCAGUAUCCAAACCCAUGAGUGAAAAGUUGUCUCAUGAAUAUCUCCAUUUACUCUAGUUGUGCCUUUGAGUUGCUCCAACAUCCAAAUAACAGUAUUUUGACAGUAUUUCCCAUGCAGCCAUCAUAAUUUAUUUUAGAUCUCCAGUUUCUCCAGCUUUAAAAACAGGGAUAGUGUCUAUCUACCUCACAAGGGAGUUGUGAGGACUAAUUUAAUUUAAUUUAAAGCACUUUCCUGAUGAAGAAUGCUACAGAUCAUUUAUUCUUAACACAAAAACAAUGGUACCUGUCAUUUAUUCUUGUCUGUUGGGUAUUUGAAGAAAGUGACAGCAUGUCUGGAUCUGAUGGCGAAUUGUUCUGUGCAUCCGCUUUCCUACUGAGGAUAAUUUGUAAUACUGAGUUGUCUCAGCUUGCAUUGCUUCAGAUGAAGUUGAAAGAACUCCCCACCUCACAGCAUUAGCUGCACAUCAAGAGGCAGUUCAAGAAUUUUAAAAUAUACUCAUCUCUAAUUUAAAUAUGUAUUUCCAAACUUACUGUCAUGGAAAGUUUUCAGCUGCAGCAAACUCAAUUGUAAUAUGACCAUAAUUCAACUACACAUGUGAGUUUUAUUUAAACUGUAUUUAAACUAAUGCUUUAAGUUUAGAAUGUGUCCUAUGAAUAUUUGAACAUCUGGAAUGUCAGAUUCAACACUGUAAUAGCCAAUACUGUGAACACUUGAAGGAAUUACGUGUGGAACAUGUCACACAGGGUUUACUCACACUACUUAAACAUUAACCAACAGGAAACUUUGUAUGCUUUUGUAAAUCAUGAAAAGGGGAAAGUAAAAUAGCUAUUUUUACAUGUAAGUAUUUGUAUACUGACUAUUUCCUAUUGUAUAUUUGUAUAUAUAAAUCUAUAUUUUAUAUGUUCAUCGCAUAUAUAUUCUGUCAUCAACAGCUGCAACUCUUAGAAUGGGGAGGAAAUCUCUUCACCACUGUUCCUCCUCCUGACUGUUGGUUUCUUGUUCCUGUUGGUACGUGAUGCCAGGGUAUCAUCUCUGUCACCCCUUCUGUUUUCUACUCUAAAUGCAGCUUUCUGGUUUUAUUUUUUAAUAUAGCUCAGCUUUCACUGUUUACUUUAGUACUCCAAGUAUUCAUGGUGGUUGUCAGACAGAGGCUGGGGCCACGCUUAUGAUCCUGGAUAAACAUCUAUAUUUAAAUACAGGCUUUGUCCCAGACUUCUUGCAUGACUUGAUGUCUCACCUUCAUGUUUGGAAAAGGAGAACCAUAGUAUUUUCCUGCUCCCUUUCUUGUGUGACUUUCUUGUAAGCUGUUGAGAUGAAUAUUCCCAUUUUCAAUUUAUUUGUAUAAUGCCUUGCAGGAGAGGUACCCAAAAUAUCUGAAAACUACAGGCAAUGCUAUAAUAUGCAGAUAAUUUGAAGUGGCUGCUGGUUGUCUGUGGAGUCAAAGAUCAGUUGUAAGCUAAUAUAACAUGGGAUGAAAUCAAAAGGGGAAAGGGCCAGGGAUGGAUAAAGAGUUGUAGUAGCAAAAGCCAGUGGUCUAAAUCUCUCACCACAUGCAUAUGCAUCUUUUCAGUUCAGAUGGAUGGCUGGAUAUAUGGAAAGCUAAUAAAAUAGUUGUAAUGCAGGAUUUGAAGAAUGCAGGACAUGCAGAACUAGGGAGAAUGUUCCACACAUAUUGUACAGGACAGCCUGAGAAAUUCUAUAGCUUCCUUGAGGGAAGAGGAGCUGAAAAGGAGAAUAUCAGUCAAAUUAAAUUUGUGUUUAGAAGGUCUUUGAGUUAAUAGAAAACUGCUAUGAAAGUGCUGCCCAUGGAUGUGUGGUUGGGCUGGACAGACUUACAUGGAAGUGUCUUCAUGACUGUUUCUCCUGAAUGAGCAUCAGGAUUUUGCCUCAUUUGUGUUCAUGUGCAAGGUGUUUUUUUUAAGCCUGAGAAAGUUUUUCAGAUAAUUAACACUUGCCAAUUCACCGUAAAACUGUUGUAAGAUAUGUGCUUUGUCCCAAAGCUCCUUGAAGAGUGCUUGCAUGCUGCAUGAAACAAUAUCACAAAGGCUAGCUAAGAAAAAUACAGCUCUAAGAGCAGCUAAAUGUACACAUAAUGGAGAACACCAUUAGAGUGCAGUUGUCACAGAGCAAAGUAAAAUAUUGCUCUCUGCCUGGAUUUGCACUAAGAGCAGAUCCCCUUUAGAAACGUGGUAGCAGGCUUCAUUCACAUGAGAGUGAAUGAACAUCACUUCCCUUAUUUAAAUGAAGCUGUCUUUAGCAUAAACUAAAUGCAUAUUUACAUUAGUUUUAUUAUAUGAGUAAGGAACUGUGACCACAGUGUUAAAGAUGAUUCUGCAAAGAAAUUACUUGGUCAAAAUCUGUUAAAAAUCUGUGGUACUGAAGAAAAUCUCGGUACUUGGCUGUGUAGUGAGGGACCUUGAUGAUUCACCUUCUGAGAGCAGUUAAGACAUCAGCUGAGAAUCAUUUAUUAAUUCUUUAAGAUAAAACCUACUACAGUUUACCUGAAUGUAAUCAGAUCCUAAUUGCUUAUUCAUUCAAGCAGCCCUGUUUUAAUCAACUACUCAUGUGUAUAAAACAAGAAGGGAGUUUACCUGAGGUUUUCAAAAUGCAUCUUCACGUUGCUGCUAAUAGGGGAAUACUUACAAAUAGUUUGGCCUUUUUUGGCCAUCAGUCAGCUAAGUAGUCAACAAAUGUUUUCUUUUACAAUUUAGGGGAAUUUAGUACACUUUU
This is a messenger RNA of Neopelma chrysocephalum (saffron-crested tyrant-manakin), 4733 nucleotides long. It is a transcript of the gene ST6GALNAC3, whose product is annotated as ST6 N-acetylgalactosaminide alpha-2,6-sialyltransferase 3. The record is from RefSeq and is a predicted model, not a curated record. Gene Ontology annotation, molecular function: alpha-N-acetylgalactosaminide alpha-2,6-sialyltransferase activity. Bases 283 to 1200 code for a protein of 305 amino acids. Gene Ontology annotation, biological process: oligosaccharide metabolic process; ganglioside biosynthetic process. The transcript is spliced from 5 exons. Lineage: Eukaryota; Metazoa; Chordata; Aves; Passeriformes; Pipridae.